Molecule: messenger RNA, 1723 nt
Organism: Seriola dumerili (greater amberjack)
Lineage: Eukaryota; Metazoa; Chordata; Actinopteri; Carangiformes; Carangidae
Product: rhamnose-binding lectin-like
Exons: 18
Coding region: 17-1537 (506 amino acids)
Molecular function (GO): carbohydrate binding
Source: RefSeq, a predicted model, not a curated record
ACCUGUUACUGAAACCAUGCUCCACUUCAGACUCAGCAGCACACUGUUUUCUUUUUCAGUAUUGGCAGUGACCUGUUUGCUCGUGACAGCAGAUGUGUCCACAGAAACAGUUAUCACCUGUGACAAUGGCAACGACGUCCAACGUCUAAGUUGUGACACUGGAGUGAUCAGAGUGAAGGCUGCUCUGUAUGGACGAGCAGACAGAGAGACCUGCAGUGAAGGAAAACCUCCACAACAGCUUAGCAACACAAAGUGCUCUCAGCAUGGGACUGUGGACAUCCUCAGGAAAAGGUGUGAUGGCAAGAAAGUGUGUGAACUAAACACAAACAUCGUCCGUACUUCUGAUCCCUGCUAUGGCAUCUUUAAAUAUCUGGAGACCAACUACACCUGCUUCCCAGCAAAUCACUUGGUUACAUGUGAGCACUCUUCAGCAUUCCUGCACUGUGAUGAAGGGCAGGUUAUAUUUGUGUAUGGUGCUGAUUAUGGACGCCGUGACCGGACCACAUGCUCUUACCAACGUCCCACCUCUCAAAUCCAAUAUGUCCUGUGCUCAAAUCCCACGAGCAAAGUGGCUGAAAUCUGUAAUGGGAAGAACAGCUGCACUAUCAGAGCAAGUAACUCAGUGUUUGGAGACCCCUGUGUCGGCACUUACAAGUACCUGGAGGUGGCAUACGUAUGUCAAUAUCCUAUGCCUGAAAUGACAGAGGAGAAACACCAGCAACAACCUGUCAACCCGAAAUGUGUAGAUUGGAUUAGUGAAUGGCCCUACCAGGCAAAGGCUCAGGGGCCUGAGGGGCCAAUUGACCCCUGGAUCAAAGCCUCAAUCAAUCAGAUGACUACACAGACAUUGCUCGCAGCAACGUGUCUACUCACGGCUUCAGGCUUUUCCAGCGCCCAGAACUAUUUUACUCCCACUGCCCUGUCCACAGAGAGGGUGAUCACCUGUGAUGACCCCUACAACGUCCAGCGCCUCAGCUGUGCAGACGGUGGGGUGAUCACCGUGGAGAAAGCUCUGUAUGGACGGGCAGACAGAGAGACCUGCAGUGAGGGCAGACCGGCAAACCAGCUGACCAAUACACAGUGCUCUCAGCAGGGCACUGUGGACAUCCUCAAGAAAAGGUGUGAUGGCAAGAGAGUGUGUGAAUUCAAUGCAAAUGUUGUUCGUACCUCUGAUCCCUGCUUUGGCAUCUACAAAUACCUGGACACCACCUACUCCUGUUUCCCAGCAAUCCACACUGUCGCAUGUGAGAGCUCUUUGGCCAACCUGCAGUGUGAUGAAGGGCAGGUCAUUUUAGUGUACAGCGCUGAUUAUGGACGCCGUGACCAGACCACCUGCUCUUACCAACGUUCUGCCCAUCAGGUCCAAAAUGUGCUGUGCUCAAGUCCCACUAACAAAGUGGCUGAAAGCUGUAACGGGAAAAGCAGCUGCUCUGUCAAAGCCAGCAACUCAGUGUUUGGAGACCCCUGUGUCGGCACUUACAAGUACCUGGAGGUGUCUUACAGAUGUCAGUAUCCUCCGUUUCAACCAGAUCAAUAAAACCAAAAUAACAUCACAAUAUACAUGCUUGGAAUUAAAUAAUAUACACUAAUUACUGGUUUUCAGUGCCUUUGAUUAAUUUUCUCUACUGCAGUUUUAUUUUUUCAGGGUUAGGGCUCAUUUUAUUCACCUGUAACAUUUUCUGUUUUCAUUGUGCUCUUCAAAUAAACUUGCCUUUCACUGACA